Messenger RNA from Cheilinus undulatus (humphead wrasse), 993 nucleotides. Its product is annotated as trace amine-associated receptor 13c-like. The transcript is spliced from 2 exons. Gene Ontology annotation, cellular component: membrane. Lineage: Eukaryota; Metazoa; Chordata; Actinopteri; Labriformes; Labridae. The record is from RefSeq and is a predicted model, not a curated record. Gene Ontology annotation, biological process: G protein-coupled receptor signaling pathway. Gene Ontology annotation, molecular function: trace-amine receptor activity. Bases 1 to 993 code for a protein of 330 amino acids.
AUGGAGAAUCUGGAAACUGAAUUAUGCUUUCCACAACUGCUCAACACCUCCUGCAGGAGGACAAAACGCCAAACUCACUCUGAGACCAUGUUUGCUUAUUUCCUGCUGUCCUCCAUCUCACUGCUUACUAUCUGUCUGAACCUGCUGGUCAUCAUCUCCAUCUCUCACUUCAAGAAGCUCCAAACUCCGACCUGCCUCUUCCUCCUCUCUCUGGCUGUAGCAGAUUUAUGUGUGGGCUUCCUCAUGUUCUUCCAGCUCAUGCUCAUAGAGGGCUGCUGGUUAUUUGGUGACUUUGUUUGUGCUCUUUAUCAGUAUUUAUCUUUAAUCAUCACUAAUGUUUCAACAGGGACUGUAAUGUUUAUUUCUUAUGAUCGCUAUGUGGCCAUUUGCCAGCCUUUACAAUACUCCUCAAAACUGACACCAAAGAGAGUUCAGUUCUAUAUUUAUCUCUAUUGGAUAUUCUCUACCAUCUUCCAAAGUCUGAAAAAUAUGGAAAACCUCCAGAACCCAGGCAGGCAUCAUGCUUGUGUUGGAGAGUGUUUAUUUUCUGGUGAUGACAUCAGUGCCAUUGCAGAUCUAAUUUGCACCUUUCUUCUCCCUAUCUCUGUUAUUGUUGUUCUGUACAUGAGGGUAUUUGUGGUGGUUUUAUCUCAGGCUCAGGCCAUGCGCUCUCAUAUCAGUAUCACUGUGAAACUCCAGCAGUCUAGAGUCCAAACUGUUAGAAAAAGUGAAAUGAAAGCAGCCAGGGCUCUUGGUGGUGUUGUAGUCGUCUUCUUGUUGUGUACCAUCCCUGGUUUUUGUCUCUUACUCUCAGGUAAAGAUAUCCUGUUUAAUGCUUCACAUUCUGCUUUUGUUAUAUGUUUGUUUUAUUUUAACUCCUGUCUGAACCCUUUGAUUUAUGCAUUUUUCUAUCCCUGGUUUAGGAAGUCAGUCAAACUCAUCGUAUCUCUGAAGAUACUGCAGCCUGACUCCUGUGAUGCCAACAUACUGUAA